Leguminivora glycinivorella is the source of this 3210-nucleotide messenger RNA. RefSeq lists its product as uncharacterized. The record is from RefSeq and is a predicted model, not a curated record. The transcript is spliced from 2 exons. NCBI's taxonomy places the organism in Eukaryota, Metazoa, Arthropoda, Insecta, Lepidoptera, Tortricidae. Bases 1335 to 2723 code for a protein of 462 amino acids. Gene Ontology annotation, molecular function: nucleic acid binding; zinc ion binding.
AUCAACUAACUAUUUAUUUUUACAAAUUUAACAAUCAAUUUUAUAUUUACAUUAAUUAUCUUAUUCUACUUUUCUAUUUUAAAGUACGACUAAGAAUAAAAUAAAAUAAUUAUGUUUUAAAAAACCUCUGUAAUAGACAUCGCAAGGUUAAUCCGACCGUCCAUGCGCUAUUCGUAUCAACUGUACUACGACCGGUCUGAGCUGACGUCACGGAAUAAUCUGGAACUGGCGCGAGCGCUGCCCCGCCGCGCCGCCCAGUCAUCAGUCCGCGCCAGCCGCCAAACGUUACGCACGUACGUACCGUCGCGCACACGGGCCAGCCCGUGUCGUCUCGCGCGCUGUACAAAUUAUAAUUUUAAUUAUUUUCUGGUGGGCGCGGACACCUGCAAAUUUAUUUAAUUUAAAUAUAUUCGGCGACGUAAUCGCGAAAUAACGAGUUCCCGCACCCACGUACUGGGUGCGCCGUUAUUUUUAAAAAAGAAGACCGUUCAGCCGACGUGUCACACCGUCACCAGCAUCCACACACACAACAUCCAGACGGCUGGGUUGGAGCCUGAGUCGUUCGCCCGCCGUCGCCCCUGCUCCUCUUCAGCGCUGGCCCCCACACCUGCUGCGGACCACCGUCAUAACCACCAGCCAGGGCAGUACCGCUCCGCGGUGGCAAAUUAUAGACCGGGCCUUGACCACCCACGACCCUAUUCCAAAUUUUAGUUUUUUUUAAAUAAAUUAUUUUUGUUAACGUUCUGGUAGAAUUUUUAUUUAUGCCCUACCAGUCCUAGACGUUACAUUGGCGCCUGAAACGUGGUCUUAAGGUCUAAAUUUGCCCCGCAGAAUUUGUGUGUUUGUUGUUUUUUUUGUGAAACGUUUUUUAUUUUUUGGUUGCAAGUAACUAAGGUGUACCUAAUUAAUAAUAAUAAUUGUAAUUAUUUAUUUAUUGUGGAAUUGUAAUUUUAAUAAUAAUUUUAUUUUGAAUGACAUUAUUUAUUGUAAUUUUAUCAUCACCCUGUACUAUUGUAGUGUAGACUAGUACAGUCGGUCGAAUAUUUUAUGAAUAUUUUUUUUUAUGGUGCAAUAUUUUAAAUUGUAUGUUUGUGGUACACAUUAGUUGCAAUAUUUUAAUGCUUCUUUUCUUUUUAUUUUUGUGACUGUCUAUUUUAUUUUUUUGAUUUUGCUUGAUUUUUUAUUUUUUAAUUUAGCCAACCAAAACGUUACUUAGUUAACAUUGUAACAGGCGGAGUAGUGUUAAUUAGGUACAAACGUUCAACACUUUCCACGGUUGCCAAUUUUUUUUUGUGCACGUUAUUAUUAUUAUUUUAUUUUAAAUUUCAUUGAAAAUGGAGUUUCCCGUGAAAUUCUUGUCUUUACAAAAGCCAGAAUUAGAGUAUGAGGUUAGCAUUCGUGGUGAGACACCCGGUUCUACAGUCCAGGACUUGCGGAAACAGAUUGCGAAGUUAGGGCCUUUGUUUCCUUCCGAGGAUAUUUUAGAAAGUAAUUUCACUGUCGCUGCCGAUUUAAGAGGUGUUAGUGAUGCCCUCGCGAAGGUUCAGUCGAACUUAGAUUCACGACCUGAUAGGAACGUUUUGCUUCGCACACAAAACCUUUUGCAUCACUUGCAUCAUCGUCUUAAUCGUAUUGUUUGCGAUGAAUCGACACAGCCCAUGUUUGAUGUUUGUGACCAGGAGUUUCGAACUCUGACAGCUAGGUUUAAUUCUAUGAAGGACACUGCUUCCGCGACCGUCUUGCCAGCUCCGAGCGCAGAGCAUGUAGUUAGCACGGCACCGAUAAAUGUUAACGUCACUUGCGACCGCGGUAGUCAUAACGAGCUUUGUAAGAUCAAGUUCGAUGGCAAGUCUUGCGUCCGUGCCUUCGUGGAACGUAUAACGGAAUUUUGUGAAGCUAGGUCGAUUUCGGAUUCGAAGCUUUUGUCGUAUGCGACAGAGAUUUUUACUGGUGAUGCACUUCAUUGGUACCGUAAUAUUAAGGGUCAAGUGUCCACCUGGGUUGAGCUCUCCACAUUGCUCAAGCAAGAUUUUGGUCAGAAGGACUAUGAUUAUAGGCUCGGUAAUGAGAUUCGGUCACGUACGCAGGGUGAAUCCGAGAACAUUACCGUAUACUUAUCAAUCAUGGCUGGUUUAUUCUCGCGUCUCUCUAAGCCAUUGCCGGAGGACGAAAAGUUGGAGAUCCUUCUCCAUAACAUCAGGCCUUGCUAUGCCAGUACCUUGGCGUCAGCGUCUGCGAUUACUGACAUAAAUACAUUGCGUAAUCAUUGUCGUAAUUACGAAAGUAUUCAGGCACGUCUUGCUGACUUUCGUGAACCACCCAGGCGUACAGCUGACACUUUGGCACCUGAGUUUGCUUAUAGUGGUACUAAUAAAAAUAAUAGCUUCAAUAAUAACAAGAAUUUCACAUACAGGAAUAACAAUAAUAAACAAUAUAAUAAUAACGCUAAUGCUAAUACUAACAAUAAUAAUAGGUCUUAUACUAAUAAUUUUAACAAAUAUAACAACAACAACAACGGCAACGAGAAACAGGUACAUGCACUUACUUCUACACCCUCGGCCAAACCCUUAUUUUGUCCUAGAUGUCGUAAUAAUAGCCACAACUUGCGUCAAUGCCCAGCUAAUAAGGAUGACAUUUAUUGUUUUAAGUGUGGUCAUAAAGGUGUCAAGUCUCCUGAUUGCCCUACUUGCAAGAAGGCGAAGCCUUCCUCUUCAAAAAACUAAAAGGACAGAAUUGCGCCAACCAUCACAUUGAUCAUUUUGAUCCUGUAGAUUGGAGCGAUUGGUUGAAAACUAUUAAAAUUUAUUUCAAUUCGUAUAAGAUCGACGCAAUUCUGAAUGAUGAUUCUAGUAUUGAUAAUCGUCCUUAUGCAACGGUACACGUUAAUGGUAUUGAGAUGAAGGGUUUGCUAGAUUCUGGUGCUGCCGUAACUGUUUUAAAGAGUGAUGCUCAUACAGCAUUACAAGGUUUACCUUUAUUUAAAGAUAAAUUUAUCACAGCCGUUGGGGCUGGCGGUCGUAUAAUGCAGAGCCGGGGUUAUUUUAACUUGCCUGUACAUUUUCGUGAUAAGUUUCACUUUAUUACUGCUCAUAUUGUCCCAGAAGUUAAUACUGAUUUUAUAUUAGGCGUAAAUUUUUGGCUUAAAUUUAACAUUCUUCCAAAUUUAAGUAGUAUUACUUUUCCUAAUGCUACAGUCGAUAUUGAAGAACC